CAUCAAGCUCCGACACGACGCAAUCCCGUUGGCGAAGGUCAAGUCGAAGUUAUUAUGCCAUUCCACGAACAGCAACCACCCGUGUAUACCGCUUGCGUCGAGCUUCAGCACCCGCAGCCAAUAUAUAUGCGGGUCCAGCGAUGGCUCAAAGAGCAUUCGGCGCAAGACAUGUGGCUAUCUCAAACUGAGGAGGAGCUACUGCCUUCACAGGCUUCCCGGAUCAAGUUCGAGGAGCCACACACCAAGCGUAAAUCAGUGGGCCAACGUCAUCCCAGGCCACCUGGCAGCCCCUACGAUCAAGCCAACCCUCGCCUCCUCGAAGAGCCAUGGCCUCAGUCAUUCUUAGAUGGCAAUGAUGGAAUCGAGGAUCGGCGGACAAAUGCGACUCACCGCAUCUUACAUGCCGUGGCAAAUAUUAGUAGGAGCAUCGUGAAAGGCAUUCGGAAAUGGUUUGGCGGAAGGUAAGGUAUGAAAGCUCACUUCUCCGAGCUAUUCUCAACUUCCGAUAUGCCAGAAUCUGAGCACUAAUGUUCCUGGUCAUAUUGUCUUCGAUAUUCUUGCCAACUCUUGUUGUUAGUCCUGAUCAAUAAGCCCCCCUCCCACAGGAAAUUCCCAACUCGAUGAAAUUCCCGCGGAUGACCAAUUGGUUGCCAAUGAUCAAGCCAAAACCAAGAGGCAAAAGCGCGGAGGUUCGGGUCGAGAUAUCCUCUAUGGCGUAGCCAAGGCUGCCAAAGCCUUGAAAGCCUCCAUCAAGCCUAAAAACAAGGAGUUACACUCGAAAAGAUAGGGGUGAUUCAACGGCUUGCAUUUCUACAAAGUCUUUUAGACUUGACGUCUUCAUGCAGAGUGUAAACACCUUGAUAGUUAUUUCGCUUUAGCGUGAUGCCUCUAGAGUAGUGGUU
Mytilinidion resinicola is the source of this 902-nucleotide messenger RNA. RefSeq lists its product as uncharacterized. The transcript has a single exon. Bases 55 to 465 code for a protein of 136 amino acids. The record is from RefSeq and is a predicted model, not a curated record. Lineage: Eukaryota; Fungi; Ascomycota; Dothideomycetes; Mytilinidiales; Mytilinidiaceae.